UUUGUACUUUCUUAUUAAAGUAAACUUUUUUCAAUUUUCAAAAAUAAACAAACCUAAGUGAAGCUUAAUAUGAUUUCAAAUAAAACUCUAGCAAAAAUAGCUGUGUAUGUGAGCGUAGCUGGCAUUUCAAGUGUUAUGUACAUGCGUUGGAAAAUUCAAGAAAGAAUACGCAAUACUGACUAUUUUCGGUUAGCUUUCAGUGCUUUGAGAGGACAUAGAGGAGCCGUCAAUCUAUUGGGUGAACCGAUUAAAGAUAUGGGUUUCGAUAUAAGUGAUCCGAAACGUAAUCAAUGCGAUGGUCAGACGGCACAAUUUGAAGUAGCAGUGAAAGGCUCCAAAAACAGAGGCACAAUGUAUUUCUGGGCGACACGAACCAACGAAACUGGCUGGCUGUUAAAUCGUUUAGAAUUGGAAAUUAAAGCAGAACCAGAUAAGCGGUUUAUACUUAAAAAACCAAUAAGCGAAAGCUCUUCACCUACUGCCUCACUACAAGAAUAGCAAUAUACUUCUGUUGAUAAAAUAUGUAUGUUUGUCACUAAGCUAAGAAAUUGUUCCUACAAAAUCGAAAAUUAUGAAAUUUUGAGAAAAGAAUUGAAAGGUAUGUGAAAGUCGAACAUAUUGGGGAUGGGUACAGUAAAUUUCGCACUCCAUGCUUGUAGAAAGGAAAACUGCUUCUAAGCAUUCACAAACGUCCAAAAGGCCAAUUAGCGGAUCCCUUAAUCUCGUUCAGCCUUAUGCCGAGUGUAGCUCGAAAUCAUAUUUCUUAUGCCAUACUUGUGGUAUAGAUAGUUUGCGCAGCUGUAUACAACAUCCAGAAGGGCCUGAAAUAGACCCAUCUUUUAUUAAAACGAUCGAUUUACGCCACUUCGUCUAGUAAACUUAUUCACUGUUUUUGUUUAUAAUGCACCAGUAACUAGAUAUUAUUUUCAUGCUUUUCGUAAAAGCCCGCUUUUUAGAAGUUUUUCAAAACAUCACAGGCGUGAUCCAUCAUGGAGCGAGGUGUAAGAAAUAGACCGAUGUGAUUCAAAUUUGGUCCGCUUCAUCUUUAUGUUAAAUUACAACCGUAAACAGAUUUUCAUCAUAAAA
This is a messenger RNA of Glossina fuscipes, 1086 nucleotides long. RefSeq lists its product as uncharacterized. The coding region runs from base 70 to 498 and encodes 142 amino acids. Gene Ontology annotation, cellular component: mitochondrial inner membrane. The record is from RefSeq and is a predicted model, not a curated record. The transcript is spliced from 3 exons. Gene Ontology annotation, biological process: mitochondrial respiratory chain complex I assembly; mitochondrial respiratory chain complex IV assembly. NCBI's taxonomy places the organism in Eukaryota, Metazoa, Arthropoda, Insecta, Diptera, Glossinidae.